Molecule: messenger RNA, 7434 nt
Organism: Lagopus muta (rock ptarmigan)
Lineage: Eukaryota; Metazoa; Chordata; Aves; Galliformes; Phasianidae
Gene: FAXDC2
Product: fatty acid hydroxylase domain containing 2
Exons: 10
Coding region: 4524-5564 (346 amino acids)
Biological process (GO): sterol biosynthetic process
Molecular function (GO): C-4 methylsterol oxidase activity; iron ion binding
Source: RefSeq, a predicted model, not a curated record
GCCGUGUCCUUGUCGCGCGCCCCGCCCGGCCGUGGGCUCGCGGCGCGAAGUGCGUGACGUGGCGGCGCGUGCUGUUACGUGGCGUGCUGUAAUGCAGCGUGCUGUUACUGCUGUUAUUGCAGCGUGCUGCUAUUGCUGUAAUGCAGCGUGCUGUUACUGCUGUUAUUGCAGCGUGCUGCUAUUGCUGUAAUGCAGCGUGCUGUUACUGCUGUUAUUGCAACGUGCUGCUAUUGCUGUAAUGCAGCGUGCUGUUACUGCUGUUAUUGCAGCGUGCUGCUAUUGCUGUUACGCGGCAUGCUGCAUGCUCGGGUGUCCGGGAUGUGCUGCUUGUCCGUGCUCAGGAGCCGCUGUCUGGCUGCUCACGGCUGUUAUUCCACAUUUCUGCUGCUGCUUCGGAGCGGUUAUCUGUGCACCUUUGGGUUCAUUUCCCCGCGUGCCCUCAGCUGACUGCUCACCAUUUCCAUAAAAGUACCCAGGAAAGCACCUUGGCAGCUCUUACACAUCAGGCAUUGUUCAGCGCCUCGGCUUUAGUCCUCAUACCUCAGCAGAAAAAGCUCUGACAGUGCUGCUUUGCUAAAGGCUGCUCUCUUAUCGAUUAACCUUGGAGCUGUCAGCAUUCUGAAGUUUAUUUUGAUUCGCCGUUUAUCUCCACGGUCGAUAGUUGGCGUUUUGCAUUCUCGGCUCGGAUCUGCGGUCACUGCUGUAAUGUAUGCCACGUGCUGCAUUUGCAGAAAGGUCUCUGUCACCUCUAGCAAAGAGCAAAUCCCAUUCUUGCAUUGCUCAGAUCUCAGCCUUUGUCUCACACUGGAGUGUUUUUGGUGGACGUGCAGCUCAGGGCACAGCCUGGCCAGCAAACAGCUGUGUGUUCAGUGCUGUCCCGUGACCCGAACUGCAGUAGAAAGCAAACGAAGACAUCCUUUAAACUAAUCUUAGAGGCUGUAAAUCCUUCAGAUAUAACCCAUAUCUGAAUUGGACGGAGGUUAAAAAGAAACUGACAUCCAUGCAGUUCACUCUUAUCACCUACUUUAGCAUAUUAGAUUAACAGUGCUACCAGAGCGAGACCAAGUCCAAAUAACAUGCUGGACAACCUUUAUUCUCUUGAAAUGCCAAUUUCCACUUCCUCCUUUGCACGUACCCAAAUAGCUUGGAGGAAUCACGUUGCUCCAUAUUAAGUCCAUGAUAAAUAACAAUUAGCAGCAACAGCUGAGAAUUAAAAACUCUUUCCUCAGUAGGAAAUACUUUGCGUUAGUCAAGAGAAAGUGUCAGUGGAAACAGUAGCAGUCUCAAAUAUGGAAAUGAAGCAACAGGAACAGAGAUGAAAUGGCACGAGGCUGGGAGGGGAGUUAGGAAUAUUCCUUCCAGAAAAGGUUGCUUGAUAAAAAUAUAAUGGUAGGUACAAAAAAAUCAGGCAGGGACAACAAGGCACCACCAUUACUUGUGCUUGCAGAUCACUGCAAUUCUCACUACUGCUAGCUUGAAAUUCUGCUUACAAAACAGCUUCACUCAUGAGGGGCUGAAUGAUGCUAACUGUGAGAGGAAGUGGUCCUCAACUUUCCUCACAUGGAAAAAUAAACACGGUAAGUUAUGUCAAGUAACACCCUCAUUUCUCUGAGCUUAGUUUACAAUAGGACACUGUAUAUUGGGCAAGUAGUACAGAUCGGGGCCACAUCUGCAUAAUAAAGACAACACUCCAGCACCUUACAUCUUGCAAUACUGUAAUUACAGACUUCAUGGUUGGUAAGCAUAUUUAAACACAAAUGAGCCCAACCACAUUCUAACCUAUUUGCAUUUCAUCCUCGUAGGUAGAAUCAAUACCUGUGACUGUUUGAUGUAGCGACAGCUGUUGCAGUUUAUAGAUUUAGUGAGACAUGAUGAAAGCUGGACUGCUGGGCUUUGCCAAACACCCCUGUAACUCACAUGCGUUGAACAAAUACACCUUUGACCCAUUCAGUUGCAUUGGCAUCAGCUACUUUGUGCUGAAAACAUGAGUUCAUGCCUAGUAGAAACGACUUAUGUUUAAGGUAGAGCUGUCUUUUUUAUUCUCAAUACAGCCGUUCACUCUUGAUGAAAAACUCGUACCUGCAGAGCUGUAUUCUGAGCGCUGGACUGAGUGACAGCAUGUGCACAUGCACAGGGAGCAGUGCCAGCACUAACAGUGACACGGUACUGACUUCACAUGACUCGUCUGGGAGGGGACAGCCAACUCCUGCCUGGAAACACCCCGGUGCCGGUGCCCAAACCCUCAUAAAGUUUCCGCAGCAGUAGUGAAAGGUGAGGAGUUGUACUGUGAGCAGAAACAAAGGACCUCUCCUAGGCUACAGCCAGCGGGAGGUGAGCAAAGAGACUGAGCUCAAAGGUAUUGUGGCUUGAAAAUACCUGAUUGAAACUGAAGAAAUAACUAAAAGGCGCUGCCAUGUGUGUGUUUAAAAUACAAUUGUAAGCUUUUCUAGGAACUGUAAUUGCCUUCUGAGCUAUGCAGAGCUUGGCACGAUAGGAGACCCACCAGACACAACAUCUAGUCCCGUAUCUGACUGUACAGUGUGGCUGAUGUGCAGCUUUUGUGGAGAGCAGGUAGGUUGUCCUUACAUUUUCUUUUAUAGGUUUUGUGCUUUCGCAGAGAAGUGGAAGACAAGGUGCUUUGCCACACUGGCCGUGCACUGUAAAGGUUGAUUCCAGCGAAGUAAUAAAAUAGAAGAUUCAAGCAAGAGGGAAAAAGGAGUCCCAAGCAGCUGGGCUGGCAGCCAGUCCAUCACUGCAGACAUCUCCAGUUAUUCCUGCCAGCAGCAGGAGCACAAUAGUGGGUGCAGUACAAGGGGAAGUGGGUACUGGUGCAGUCUCAGCAUGGGACUGUCUGGGCAACAAGAAAUGUAAGGGGGCAUUAAUAAUAAUAAUAAUAAUAAUAAUAAUAAUAAUAAUAAUAAUAAUAGUAAUAAUGUAAAUUUUUAAUACAAAAAGUAUCUUUUUAAUCAAAGUUUUCUAACAGUUUGGUUGUUUUUCUUUUCUGUUGAUGUUAAGCAUUUUAGAACAUGGCCUGGACAAGCUAGUGCUUUCUGAUAGCUGAAAUGUAAAAGACGAAGCAGAGCUCAUACUUAGUUGUUGGAGAAAUGAUGAAGUACGUGGAAAUGAAAGAAAUAGCUUGUGUUGGAAUUCUUUACUGCCUAAAGCCAGAAAAGCACUGAUUUACAGUUUCCUUUGGAUCAAACUUUGUGUUAACGAGUCAGAGAUAACCUCAAAGGAACUUCUAUUUUAAACAGCAUCGGUUCUGUCUAAUGCUUGCAAAUAGCUGCAGACAGCUGAGGUCUUCACUGGUUGCUUCAGGGCUGUAUAACAUGCCAAAAGAGAUCAGUGCCAAGCAGUUGGAAGGACUUUUUGUUUGCUCAAACAGCCAUGGUUACAUGAAUGCUUCUGUUAACAUACCUGGUGCAUUCUGAAUCAGAAGAGAUAAUCGGCAUAAAGAGAGCAAUGGGGGAAAACACAGUCCAUCAAAAUGUAUCUUGUUUUAGUGGAAAUAACAUGAAGUGUUUCUGUCAAUAAAGGUAGAAUAUUGAGAUUUUGGGGAGAGGGAGGGUAAGCAGAAAUGGCAGUGCUGUUUCAAAACGGAAGGUUUUGCUCAAGAAUGGCUCCUGUGAUAAAAUAAUCCCGUGAUUAUUUAAAAAAAAUAGGAGGAAUAGAAACUUAUUUACAGCCCCACAGAAAGUGGGGCUCAGCCAAGCAAUGGCUUUCUCUUCCCAGCAGCUCCAAGCAGAGGUGCGUUCUCCACUGUGCCCUUUGCGUGCAAAGAUGCAGCACUGCUGUACGGAGCUGCUGAUGGUAACUGAGACAUCUGCACCUCUCAGAUCCAGUGCUGUCUGUUACAAGAUCGUCUGGGAGUGCAAUAAUCUCUUACCACAGUCACUAUGGCCAGCACUAUUUACUGUCCUGUCACAGCAGAAUAAUUUCACUGUGCUGUUUUCUGUCUCUGCUGGGUGGUUGUAGAGAAGUUAGCGAGGCAUACAACAAAAGGACAAGGGACAUGAGUUACAAGGGGCAUUCUGACUAGAUAUUAGGAAAAAAAUACAGGAGAGGUAGUCCAACACCAGAACAGAUUUCACAGAGAAGCUGUGGAGUCUCCCUCCGUGUGGAUGCUCAGAGCUCAGCCCAAGGCUCUCAGCAACCUGAUCUAACUUUGUAGUUGGUUUUGUACUGAGCAAGAUGUUGGACCAAGUCUCUUCCAAGUGAAAUUGGGUUGUUAUUUUAUGUAGUGAAGUAAAACAUCCUUAAAGAGUAAGGAAAGUUUUGGAACAGGGACUGGAAUGGCUCAAAGCACCAUGAAUGAAUGGGUUAUUCAUUUAUUCAUUUGACGUGUUCCAACCUUAGUGGUGUUUUCAUAGAGAUAAUCAGCACUCCUGCAGAGGACCUGUGUGACAAGAUGAGAGCACACUGUGUAUUGCAUAACAUAAACUCCUUCAUCAAGAUCAGGAGGUCUUUGCAAUGAAGAUAAGAUCAGCUUGUCCCAUGUGUAUUCCUCCUUUCUGAAACGCUGCAUGAAGAAUACUCCCAAGACGCUUGCUAUCAUCACAAAGAUGAAGAGAGACUCCGGGUAUUCCACCACGGCUGCACAUCAGGAGCAGGAAGAGAAGCUCUGGGCUGCUGUGAAGAUGUCUGCCCUUGUCCUUGGCUCAGCCCUGCUCAUAUUCACUGCCUUAAUGAACUCUGUUUCUUGGUGCGUGCAAAAGAUCUGGGAUACUUCAGGCUACUUUUGGCAGACAACAUGGCUGAAGCUUUACUACCUGUUUGAGGGAAGGGAAUGGUCUCUUUUCCUCUUUGGGGCUGCAUUGGUUCCUAGCCUUGCUUUUUGGUGCUUCAAUGGAAUCCUUAUGGUGGCUGAUGUAACAGGAAAGCCAACUUUCAUUACUCGGUAUCGCAUUCAGCUGGGCAAGAAUGAUCCUGUGGACACACAGAAAUUGCGACAAGCCAUCUACACAGCGCUGUUUAAUCAGUUCUUUGUCUCCCUUCCCAUGCUCGUGCCCAUGUUCUAUGUAAUGAAAUGGUGGGGCAACACCUUCAGCAAGGAAUUACCCACUUUCCAAUGGUUUCUUGUGGAGCUGAGCAUCUUUACCUUAAUAGAGGAAAUCCUCUUCUAUUAUUCACACAGGCUUGUUCAUCUCCCACUCCUGUACAAGCACAUCCACAAGAAGCACCACGAAUGGACAGCCCCCAUUGGCGUGGUCUCCAUUUAUGCUCACCCAUUAGAACACAUACUCUCCAACACGCUGCCUGUCAUGACUGGCCCAAUGCUCAUGGGGUCUCACAUGGUUUCAAUCACAGCGUGGUUCUCCCUUGCUCUUGUAACAACGAGCAUUUCGCACUGCGGUUACCACCUGCCCUUCCUACCAUCACCUGAAUUCCACGACUUCCAUCACCUCAAGUUCAACCAGUGUUAUGGAGUCCUGGGAGUGUUGGAUUAUCUGCAUGGAACAGAUGAUGUGUUCAGACAAAGCAAAGCCUACGAGAGACACAGGGUCCUCCUCAGCCUCACCCCGCUCUCCAAAAGCAUCCCUGAUAUACCCAAGAGAGCAGGGUGAACCCUCCAGGCUGCAGCUCCUGCAGAGCCCAGGGAUAAGGAGAGGAAGAGACAAUGAUUUACACUAAUAUUUUACUUGUGAAACAAGUUAUUAUUCACACAUAAUGAAUCUCAAAACUGAACUUAAACACAAUACUUGAGAUGACUUCAUGUACUGCCUGUUAUUCUCCACCUAAAGCAUGAAAAAACAACUCUAGAAAGGUAUUUCUAAACCACUGCACUACUUCUUGGUUCCAGCUGCCUGCAUGUAAGAUGAAUUCUAGGCUACGUGGUUUCAAGACUUGCUGCAUUUUCACUGUUAAGGUUAUAGCUUCUCAUAGACCAUGUCAUGGCCUCUUCCAGCAGCAUUCUCUAACAAUACCAGUAAGGUCACUGUAACUACAUACACAGGAAUCAAGCCCACAUGGCUUCAGACAUCUCCCCUUCAUGCACGUAACAGGCCUGCUUUUCCUUCAGCAGUUUUUCCACUCUGUAAGAUGCAGGUCUGAUUUCAGGGCUGUUCAUCCUCAUCAACACUCCACAAACCAACCUCUGCAAAUGUAGAGUUUCUCCCACAGGAAAGAUAAAGACAUUUGGAGCUAAGAUUAUAUGGGGGGAAACAAGAAGCCUCUCAGUCACUGUCCCCACAAGAAAGGAGGUCCCUUCAGCCUGAAAUCCAACUGACAAGUCCUGCUACAUCAGCUCCUACUUGCAAGCCUCGUGUGUCAGCUCAUGGCAGCAGCUCUUCCUGCACUGUCCUCCAGAUCCUCCAACCACCCUGCGCCAGCCAGCCCAUCCGCAGAGCCUACAGCCCUCUGUGGAAAACACAAUGGUUAGCACAACAGAAAACCCAAACCGCACUGUCUUUUGAAGUUUUUAUUUUUAUACAUUUUUUUUUUGUAUUAAAAAGGAAAAAGCAUAAUUACCACAAAUUACAAAGGACUAAAGCAUUACUAGAAUAAUGAAUCACAUCAGCCUAGAAAGCAGAUACUCUGAAUAAUAUUAAUGUUAUAAUACAAGCUCUCAUUCAAGUAUUUUACAUUUUUCUCUUUUCCUUUUAUAUGCGAUGAUGAUCCUAGCACAUGGGUCAAAGAUUAUGUACUAUCGACAGAAGAUGGAUCAUGUACAGCGGGCCAUAUUAACAAGAUUUUCCUCCCAACUGAUAAAUGGUCUGUGAUGAGUCAUUUUAAGUUUGUCUCUACGAUAAAUGCGGCUGAAGAAGGUUGCACACACUUUCUAGUCUGGGGAACAGAAGGCUGAGGUUGGGAUAUAGCCAGUCUGAGAAGGGCCAGCACAUCGAACCAUCGCCCUGUUGUCCCAGCCACCGAGGCUGAGGUCUUACCCACGUGACCUGAGCGAGUCGGAGCAGGCAGGCAGAGCCUCCCCUGGGUACAACUCAGCGAUGGUUUGUGAGAUCCAAGGAUUUCCAACCCCAGCAGGAGCGGAUCAGGCUGGGAGAGGAAGGGGGGAGCAGGGCGGGCUGCCUUCCCUACGGGCAUACAUCUGCACCAGGGAGGCUCGGGGACCAAGUGCUGCAAGCACCCCUCCCAUGACAGCUGUCACCGUCCCCAGCCCACCCACAAGACUGCCACUGGGAGAUGGGGACAGGAGGGCAGCAAAGGCCUUGAGUGACCCAGAGUGCUGCAAAGGGGCAGUGGUACCUGGGUCGGUCCAUGCUCUUCUGGAGCUCCCCACUGAGGGGAUGUGCUUGUCACAGAUACGUCGGUCCUAUGUUCAAGUGUCUGCAGAAAGUGAAGCUGUAAACUACUCAUUGAAAUGCUGCCCUCCAGGCACCCACUCUGUGCCACUGAGAUGAAAAUUUGCUUUUUAAAAAAGUCAUUCUACCUGUAUUGGAAACUUUAAAAAAAAAAAAAAAAAAAAAAAAAAGAAAA